CCUGGAGACCUUGGCCGCCGGGGCGCGGCCUCAGGGCCCCCCGCGGGAGCUCCUUCCGUGUUCCUAGCGGCCCGGACCGCCCUUUGCAGCUCAUCUUGCCUCACAGCUGGUCCCGGCCGGGUCCGAGGGUCCGGGCUGGGACGCGACCUUGGGCCAGCCCCUACCAUUCGGGACCCUCUUCCCGCUGUCUCGGCGGCGGGUGCAGGGCUGGCUCCGGGGCCGCGCAGCGGGAGGAAGCUGAGGCAUGAGCUGCGCUUUUUAACUCGGACCCAGACACCAGAGGCCGCGCCUCGCAGCACGGGCUGCAAAGUUUAGCUUUACUUCAGUUGUUGGCGGAGGUGUGUGGGGCGUCGUGAGGUCGCGGCUGAAGUGGACGGAGCUGGAUGACCAGGGGCUGGGAGCCGAGUUUGGGGGCAGCGUCGCCGUCAUCCCCGCCCCGGCCCCUCGGAGUCGCGAUCUUCCCGCUCGCCGCUGGCCCCGAAGUUUUCCCCGCGGCGGGUCCCUUUAAGGGCGGAGCCCGCCGCCGCGCCCGUGAGCGGCACCAGGAAGCUGGCGCGGGACCGAGCUACCCGACGCCUGCACCGGACCCGAGGGGAAACCGAGGCCUGAGAGGAAGCACAGCGUGGGCCUUUUUCUCCGGGCCAGUUGGAGUGGCUGCGGAUUUCCUGAGCAGGGACUUCACGACAAGUCUGACAUUAUGAGGCUGGUUCGGUCUCCUGACCCCCUUAAGGGGUCUGAGGACCGGUCGAGGGGCAGUGUAGAGGCCCCGGUGGACUUUCCCUGAAAAAGGAGAAGCAAGGCAUAGUGCCCAGCACAGUGGCUAUUCCUGGGGGAGGUCGGUUGUCACUGACUGACUGUUCCUUUCUGCCCCCAGCACCGGAGCACUUGGCCUCUGCAGGACUGGACACCAUGAGCUGCUAAAAGGGAACCUGGCUUUUCGGCUGCCUUGGGGCACAGCGUGGGGGGCCCAGAGCCAUGUCGGACUUGCUGCUGCUGGGCCUGAUUGGGGCCCUGACUCUGCUACUGCUCCUGACGCUGCUGGCCUUCGCCGGGUACUCAGGGCUGCUGGCUGAGGUGGCAGUGAGUGCUGGCUCACCCCCUAUCCGGAACGUCACUGUGGCCUACAAGUUCCACAAGGGGUCCUAUGGCGAGACUGGGCACCUUUUCACCGAGAGCUGCAGCGUCUCCCCCAAGCUCCGCUCUAUUGCCGUCUACUAUGACAACCCCCACAUGGUGUCCCCUGAGAAGUGCCGCUGUGCCGUGGGCAGCAUCCUGAGUGAAGGUGAGGAGUCGCCCUCCCCUGAGCUCAUCCACCUCUACCAGAAAUUUGGCUUCAAGGUGUUCUCCUUCCCGGCACCCAGCCACGUGGUGACAGCUACCUUCCCCUACACCACCCCCCUGUCCAUCUGGUUGGCUAUCCGCCGUGUCCAUCCUGCCCUGGAUGCUUACAUCAAGGAGCGGAAGCUGUGUGCUCACCCCCGGCUGGAGAUCUACCAGCAAGACCAGAUCCAUUUCAUGUGCCCGCUAGCACGGCAGGGGGACUUCUAUGUGCCCGAGGUCAAGGAGACAGAGCGGAAAAGCCGGGGGCCUGUGGAGGCUAGUGACAUCCCUACGGAUGGCACAGGAGCUGACACGAGUGACACGAGUUCUGUAAGCCUGGAGGUGGGGCCUGGCAGCCGGGAGACUUCAGCCACCACACUGUCCCCUGGGGCCAGCAGCCGCUGCUGGGACGACGGUGACACCCGCAGCGAGCAUAGCUAUAGUGAGUCAGGUGCCAGUGGCUCAUCCUUUGAGGAGCUGGACCUGGAGGGCGAGGGCCCCCUGGAGGAGCCACAUCUGGGCCCUGAGGUGGAGCCUCUGGGGGCUAACAAGUGGCCCCGGGAGCCAAGUACCCCUGAGAAGGGCGAGGAGUAACCCAAGGCCCACACCUUCCCGGGGCGCAAAUGCUAAGGAACUGAACAGACUCCAGCCCUCUUCUUCCUUCACUUCCUGGGCCUGGGCUGGCACGAGGGUCCAGGAUGACCUACUUUCCCCGCCCCAGGCCUCUAGCUAAGCCUUCUCUUCACUGCCCUCUUGGCUACCAGGGCCAAAGGAGCCAAGGGCUAUUUUCUGCACCAGCCCGCGGGGCCUGUCGCCCCUGUUGUGUUUUUUCAGACUCACAUGGAGCUUCCAGGACUCAGAAUAAAGCAGAUGGUUUUCUUGUUUCA
Loxodonta africana (African savanna elephant) is the source of this 2207-nucleotide messenger RNA. RefSeq names its product testis expressed 264, ER-phagy receptor (gene TEX264). Gene Ontology annotation, biological process: reticulophagy; protein-DNA covalent cross-linking repair. Bases 976 to 1914 code for a protein of 312 amino acids. The record is from RefSeq and is a predicted model, not a curated record. The transcript is spliced from 5 exons. Gene Ontology annotation, cellular component: endoplasmic reticulum membrane; replication fork; autophagosome membrane. NCBI's taxonomy places the organism in Eukaryota, Metazoa, Chordata, Mammalia, Proboscidea, Elephantidae.